This is a messenger RNA of Nerophis lumbriciformis (worm pipefish), 1988 nucleotides long. RefSeq names its product potassium channel, subfamily K, member 18 (gene kcnk18). Gene Ontology annotation, cellular component: plasma membrane. Lineage: Eukaryota; Metazoa; Chordata; Actinopteri; Syngnathiformes; Syngnathidae. Gene Ontology annotation, biological process: stabilization of membrane potential; potassium ion transmembrane transport. The record is from RefSeq and is a predicted model, not a curated record. Gene Ontology annotation, molecular function: outward rectifier potassium channel activity; potassium ion leak channel activity.
UCUCCAUCGAGACAGAGAGACUUCUAAAACUGAAGAAAGAUAAGGAAGACUUCUACAAACAAGUUAUCGAUGCUUUUGUUCAGAAGGAGCGGCGCAUGGACUUCAUUUAUAAGUAAAGACCCAGAGCAGAUCGGUGGAGCAUCGAGGCAAGCUGACUGGCAGUGAAGGAAGAAGGAGACAAAAGGGGAUAAGAUGAAGGCGGUCAAGAAGGCCAUAAAGAACUUGGACAAGUCCAACACAUGCACAUCACGGAUGUGGAGGCUCUUUCCUCACCUCUUGUUGUGUAUGUCUCUAGUUGUUUACGCGGUGGUGGGCGCACUUAUAUUCCAAAAAAUUGAAGGAGGGAACACAACCACCAACGUGGAGUACAAGGACUUCUUAGGAGACAUAGUGCUGCACGUCCAGAACCUCACCAGGCACGUCCAGAACCUCAUCAAGAACUCAUCAGUCACACAACAAAUCGUAGAUGACUUGGAGAACAAGAUGCAAGAGGAUUUCAAGACCAUUUGGCUCCAACAGCCUGGCAGGUGGACCUUCGCUGGCUCCUUGUUCUUCUGCUGCACGGUCUUCACAACAGUGGGUUACGGACACAUCUACCCGGUCACGCUGCUGGGAAAAGUGGCGUGCAUGUUGUACGCCAUGGUGGGCAUCCCUCUCAUGCUUUUGGUCAUCCUGGACGUCGGAGACUUCCUCGCCGCGCUGACAUACCGGGCGUAUGUCCGCAUCCACGCCUGCUUCAAAGUCCUGCGCUGCCACUCUUUUCCGUCACUGAGGUCUCGUAUGAAAACCAGGGAUCCCAGCCAGUGGACCCUGGAAGACGACGUUUUCAGCCACGACGUCGUGGUCCGAGAAAUGCUCAACAUCGGGGACGUGCUGCAAACUCAACUGACUGUGAAGCAAAAUGCCAUGGAGCUGGAAAAAAAUAAAGAGAUCUUUGAAAAGAUCCUUGCCAGGGAAAAACUCAUUCGAAAGGGACCCCUUCUGCGGAGUCUCUCCUGCCCAGAACUGAACCAAAUGCCGCCGCUUCCCACUGGAUUUGCCAUUUGGGACUUCACCGGGUUAGGGGAUAGUAUGGAGCAGCUGAAUGUCCCCUUUGUGCUGAUUCUUUUCAUCGUAUUUGCGUACAUUCUCUUUGGAGGCGGGAUUAUGCCCCUCUGGGAGAAGGAUUUCGAGGGACUUGAUCCAUUCUACUUUUGCUUCAUCACGCUUACUACCAUUGGUUUUGGAGACAUGAUCCCUAGUCAUACCAACUAUUUCCUGCUUACCUCGCUCUUCGUCAUCGCAGGCAUGGCCAUCAUGUCCAUGGCGUUCAAGCUCAGCCAGUCACGGCUUGUCGACUGCUACCGCAGGUUCUUCAAGGUCCUCAUGAGGGCUGGACAAUUGAUCAAAUAUUAAUCACGAUUUUGAUUUUGGCUUCUCAAGAUCAUAAAAAUGUUGUUGUAGAAAAAAACUAAUACGGAACGUGCAUGCUAAUUCCUGAGCUUGUAACAGUGAAAUGAUGAGUGAGCGAACGAGUGAAAAAAAAAAGACCGCAUCUACUGGAAGUGAAAUGUAAGUGAAAUGUUGUCAUCGUAAGGAGAAGGAACAUUUGUUUGGGAAAACAAUACCGCUCAGUUGUCCCCGAAACACUCGACUGCCCCACAACACACCUUAUCUGCUUGUGUUGUGGUGAAUGACAUCGUCGUUGUAAGAUCAAUGUACAAACCGGAUAUCAGUCGCAACUUCAAAAGAUCUCUCUUUUUUUUUUUUUUCAAGUCGUCUCGACACGUCAAGCUCGGAACAACAGCACACUUCCCAAAACCCUUUCACAAUAACAGCGCUGUGCGCAACAUCCGGUCUGACUGCGCUGACAAGACAAAGGUUUCAAAAAGGUACUUUGCAGAAGCUUAAUAAAGUCAGAGCAAAUUGAUUAUGCUUUGACUUAAAAUACUGGUCAGAAUUGUCGAGGGAUGUAUCGCACCAAUAAAUGUGAGGGUUUUUGCAUUGAA